UACUCACAAGCGACACACGUACUCUCACCAACAUGUCUUUCUACGCUAACAACGAAUAUAUCAUCGCAACUAACAACUCUAUCAAUGAAAAUAAAUACAACAGUGAUAAGAUGAAGAACAGCGGCAUCAAGGCGAUAUUGAAGCCAUUAAUGAAAAUCAUCAAGAGGUCAACAAAACGCGUUCCCGCCAAAACCUUAGACACGUGCGUUGAGUCAGAACAGAACGCGUGCAACGAGGCUUUGGAGAGCAAGAUAUACAACGAAAUGGACUCAUGUCAGUCCGCCGCAUUCCUCGUGUGCAACAGAGAUGAGUCAUACGAUUUGGUGCCAGUCUCCCGUGAAGACUUCUACAUCCCCGUGCACUUCGCUCGCACAGAUGCCGGGACCUUCUUCUGGACUACAGUAACCAAACCUGAAGCUGACUUCGCGACGUCCCACUGCUACACCGAGUGCCAGACUGCUGAACAGCAGUACCCAGUCCUCCAAGACCGUUGGGUUCAAGCCUAAUUCUUCCACUCGACAAUUCAGUGUCUUCCGUGAAACCAGUGAGCCUCAAUGGUUUCGUCAACCGUCUGUGAUGUUAGCUUUAAACAAUUCUAUGGUGCCAUAUAGAAUUUAGGUUAGGUAUAGGCUUCCAGUAACUCCAAGAAAGCUUUAAUUGUACAUUAAGUAAUUGUGAUAUUUUGAUUUUAUAUAAAAAUAGGAUCUGUAUUUUGUGAUCUUGCUUUAAUUUAAAUGUAGGUAACAUAUUUAUUGUAAUUAUAGAUAUACAAAUGAAAAGUUAAAUAAAAUAUUAGUUGAAAGUA
This is a messenger RNA of Leptidea sinapis, 805 nucleotides long. RefSeq names its product enhancer of split malpha protein-like (gene E(spl)malpha). Lineage: Eukaryota; Metazoa; Arthropoda; Insecta; Lepidoptera; Pieridae. Bases 33 to 506 code for a protein of 157 amino acids. The record is from RefSeq and is a predicted model, not a curated record. Gene Ontology annotation, biological process: sensory organ development; Notch signaling pathway. The transcript has a single exon.